UCGCGCAGUUGCGUGCCGGUGUCGUGCAAUUUGCAUAAUCACUAUGGCGGCCGCACUGAAAGACACUGUGGCGCUUUACGAGAAUUUGAAGUCGGAGUGGAACAAGAAGAACCCGAGCCUGAACAAAUGUGGCGACAUUUUGAGCAAACUCAAGAUUUCCUUGCUGGAACUCAAUUUCCUACCAACUUCAGGAACCAAGCUCACCAAGCAGCAGCUCAUUUUAGCCCGUGAUGUGCUGGAAAUCGGUGCUCUCUGGAGCAUCCUGAAGAAGGACAUCCCUUCCUUUGAGAGAUACAUGGCACAGCUCAAAUGCUACUACUUUGACUACAAAGAGGAGUUGCCAGAAUCAGCCUACAUGCACCAGUUGCUGGGUCUGAACUUGCUCUUCCUGCUGUCCCAAAACCGGGUUUCCGAAUUCCACACAGAGCUGGAGAGACUGAGUGCUCGAGAUAUUCAAACCAAUGUCUACAUCCGACACCCUGUGUCUCUGGAGCAGUAUUUGAUGGAAGGCAGCUACAACAAAGUAUUUCUUGCCAAAGGAAAUAUUCCUGCAGAAAGUUACACCUUUUUCAUUGAUAUCCUGCUGGACACUAUUCGAGAUGAAAUUGCGGGCUGCAUCGAAAAGGCAUAUGAGCAGAUCCAGUUUAACGAGGCCACACGUGUGCUGUUUUUCUCCUCAUCCAAGAAGAUGACGGAGUAUGCCAAGAAGAGAGGCUGGAUUCUGAAUGCCAAUGGUUACUACUCAUUCAGCAGUCGUCAGCAGCGCACAGAGGAGGCAACAAUUCCCUCCACGGAACUGGCUCAGCAGGUCAUCGAGUAUGCCCGGCAACUGGAGAUGAUUGUGUAGCAACCCACAAGCUGUUUUUUGAGGUUAUCUGUGUUUAGAAAUUGUUUUGUUAGUGUAACAUUGCAAUUUAAAAUGGGAACCAAAAUGACUGAAUUUCAUUAAUUUGGUCAUCUGUUGGGAUUCUGCUGGUUGUCAGUUUUGAAAACCAAUGCAUUUUCCAUGCUUCUGGUUGCUCCUUGCUUUUGCUCUAGUGUCGUUCACAGAAUGACUCCAUUCUGGCGCCCUUGCCUUGUAUCCUAGCAACUGGCAAUGGAAUUUCUGUGAAAGUCUGAGGGUUUUUUUUUUUUAAAAAAAUAAUUUUUGACACACUAGACUCCAAUUGAUCUGGCAAAUGGCAAGUGUUUUUCUCUUAUGGUCACAAAACUGUAAUAUAAUUUCAACAAUAGGCAAACUUUUUUAUUCUACUGUUGAAUCGUGUAUAUUCUGCACUUGGUGAUAUGUAAACACCAGGGAUAUGUUAGCUACAAUAAACCAAGAGCAAUUAUGCGAUUGCAGUCAA
Molecule: messenger RNA, 1346 nt
Organism: Scleropages formosus (Asian bonytongue)
Lineage: Eukaryota; Metazoa; Chordata; Actinopteri; Osteoglossiformes; Osteoglossidae
Gene: psmd8
Product: proteasome 26S subunit, non-ATPase 8
Exons: 7
Coding region: 44-847 (267 amino acids)
Biological process (GO): proteasome-mediated ubiquitin-dependent protein catabolic process
Cellular component (GO): proteasome regulatory particle, lid subcomplex; cytosol; nucleus
Source: RefSeq, a predicted model, not a curated record